Molecule: messenger RNA, 1479 nt
Organism: Didymodactylos carnosus
Lineage: Eukaryota; Metazoa; Rotifera; Eurotatoria; Philodinida; Philodinidae
Source: the annotation of a GenBank genome assembly
AUGGCUGCAGCACUCGGUGUCAUUGUUAAAGUUGCGAAUAAACAGGAUGAUGCAACAGCAGUCACAACAACUACAACGGCAACAACAUCGUCAUCUACCUUAGCUAACAAUUUAGUUACUUCCAUCACUGUUGAUCAAAUGAUGUCUCAUCUAAAUGAAUUUCAAAAAAUUGCAGAUAAUAAUGGGCGUACACGUGCUAUUCAUACUAGAGGAUUCGAACUGACACUGGAUUAUAUCACACAGUAUCUGACGAACAAUACUAAUUUAAAAGUUCAUCGUCAAGAUUUUAAUUGGAGUACAUUCAAUUUGACUGACAUCCCAACAUUUAGCUCAAAUAUUAGUGGUGUGAAUAAGAUCUACACUAGGGGUGUUGGAGCAGAUUUCUAUGAACUAAUAUAUUUUCGUAAUUCAUCAACAAGUUCAGUAUCAGCUCGAGUAACUAUCAUACCGCGCUAUGGUUGUAGUCCUUCUGAUUGGAAUACACUAGAUAUCACUGAAACUGUUGCUUUGGUUGCUGGCGGUGGUGGUUGUCUUUACCGGGUGAAAGCACAAUUAGCCCCGUCGAAUCUAAGCGGUCUAUUGAUUUAUAACUCUGUUGGUAUGUCUGCCGUCGCAUCAAGUGUUAACCCAAAUAUAACAUUCCCCGUUCUAUCUGUAUCAUAUGGAGUUGGCAUGGAACUGAAGAAUGCGCCAAAUAAUAUGUUAGUAACAAUUCAACUUACAGCUGGAAAAGAGCAAAAACCAGUUGGAAAUAUAUGUGCGGAUACAAGAACGGGCAGUGGUAGUGCAGCUAAUCUUGUUCUUGCUACGAACAUAGCUCGAUUAUUUAACAAGUCAGUUGACCGAGCGUACAAAUAUCGCGUUCGGUUCUGUUGGUGGGGUGCUGAAGAAGUUGGCCUUCGCGGAGCUGAAUAUCACCGUGAUAUGGCAAGACAAAAUACAACGGUCGGCGAACGUAUUUCAGACUAUUUAGUUAAUUUGAACUAUGAUAUGCUUGGUUCACCAAAUUAUAUGUUUGGCAUCUAUAAUGGAAGCAGUGCUCCUAAUAAUACACCUGCAUAUGCAAAACCUGGUAGUAUUAAACUGUCAGAAUUAUUUCGUGAUUGGUUUACUAACCACUUAUUGCCAUGGACUUAUACUGAUGUCAGUGGAAGAGCAGAUUAUGGGCCAUUUUUGGAAGCCGGUGUUGUUGCAUCAGGAUUGUUUUCCGGAGCUGAGGGUAUAAAAUCGAAAAGUGAACGCGAUUACUACGAUCAAGUUUUGGGUUCAUCUCCAGGGGGCAUCGUUGCAACGGCAUAUGAUCCAUGUUAUCAUUUGGAUUGCGAUACAGUGCAAAACAUAAAUCAAUUUGCAUUACAAAGAAUGACACAGGCUGCUGCAUAUGUUCUGGAAUUUCUUGGACGAUUAGAUAAUCUUGAAGAUUGGCUGUAUCCUGAUGGACGACCUGGAGGAAUGUGGAAAACAGCGUACACUUUUUAA